This is a messenger RNA of Balaenoptera ricei (Rice's whale), 3814 nucleotides long. RefSeq names its product transmembrane protein 184B (gene TMEM184B). Lineage: Eukaryota; Metazoa; Chordata; Mammalia; Artiodactyla; Balaenopteridae. Bases 358 to 1602 code for a protein of 414 amino acids. Gene Ontology annotation, biological process: transport. The record is from RefSeq and is a predicted model, not a curated record. Gene Ontology annotation, molecular function: transporter activity. The transcript is spliced from 11 exons.
CCGCGGCGGCACUCCGCUGGGCCCGGGACGAGCCGGCGGCGGCGAGAUAGUAGGGCUGCGGUGCCGUCAGCCUGCCUCUCUCUCACAGUCCGGCUGCCGCGCGUCGCCCGCACACGCGCCGCCAUGGGCUCCUGAGGUCCCUGCUGUGUGUCUGGCACUGUGCCAGGCCUACAGAGAGAUGACUCAGGUGUGGGGAGACGGGAACACUGUCAGAACAAACCUCAUGGAGCGAGCACGGUGCGGCUGGGCGGGAGUGAGUGGGCCGGCCCUCGGUGAGGCCGUGACGUUGAGGAUGACCUGCCAGCUCAUCGCUUACCCCGAGGGUUUCUCUCAGGAAGCCCCCUGCUGCCGGGCACCAUGACUGUGAGGGGGGCCGCACUGGCCCCAGAUCCAGUGUCGCCCACAACAGCAGCAGCCUCGCCCAGUGUCUCCGUGAUGCCCGAAGGCAGCCCCACGGCCAUGGAGCAGCCCGUGUUCCUGAUGACAACCGCAGCUCAGGCCAUCUCUGGCUUCUUCGUUUGGACGGCCCUGCUCAUCACCUGCCACCAGAUCUACAUGCACCUGCGCUGCUAUAGCUGCCCCAACGAGCAGCGCUACAUCGUCCGCAUCCUCUUCAUCGUGCCCAUCUACGCCUUCGACUCCUGGCUCAGCCUCCUCUUCUUCACCAACGACCAGUACUACGUGUACUUCGGCACCGUGCGCGACUGCUACGAGGCCUUGGUCAUCUAUAAUUUCCUGAGCCUGUGCUAUGAAUACCUUGGGGGGGAAAGUUCCAUCAUGUCAGAGAUCAGAGGGAAGCCCAUCGAGUCCAGCUGUAUGUAUGGCACAUGCUGCCUCUGGGGAAAGACUUACUCCAUCGGAUUUCUGCGGUUCUGCAAGCAGGCCACCCUGCAGUUCUGCGUGGUGAAGCCGCUCAUGGCUGUCAGCACCGUGGUCCUCCAGGCCUUCGGCAAGUACCGAGACGGUGACUUUGACGUCACCAGUGGCUACCUCUACGUGACCAUCAUCUACAACAUCUCCGUCAGCCUGGCCCUCUAUGCCCUCUUCCUCUUCUACUUUGCCACCCGGGAGCUGCUCAGCCCUUACAGCCCCGUCCUCAAGUUCUUCAUGGUCAAGUCUGUCAUCUUCCUCUCCUUCUGGCAAGGCAUGCUCCUGGCCAUCCUGGAGAAGUGCGGGGCCAUCCCCAAGAUCCACUCGGCCCGCGUGUCGGUGGGUGAGGGCACCGUGGCUGCUGGCUACCAGGACUUCAUCAUCUGUGUGGAGAUGUUCUUUGCAGCUCUGGCCCUGCGGCACGCCUUCACCUACAAGGUCUAUGCUGACAAGAGGCUGGACGCACAAGUGCCGACAUACGGCCCUUACGGCCGCUGCGCCCCCAUGAAGAGCAUCUCCAGCAGCCUCAAGGAGACCAUGAACCCGCACGACAUCGUGCAGGACGCCAUCCACAACUUCUCGCCCGCCUACCAGCAGUACACGCAGCAGUCCACCCUGGAGCCCGGGCCCACCUGGCGCGGGGGUGCCCACGGCCUCUCGCGCUCCCACAGCCUCACUGGCGCCCGGGACAACGAGAAGACUCUGCUGCUGAGCUCUGAUGACGAGUUCUAGGUGCGGCUGCUGGCGGGGAAGGACUGGGACCUUGGCCAGGGCAGGGUGUGCCCCUCCUCCAGCCUCACGUCCAGGCUGGGAGGCAGGCUGGCUCAGCUUCGGCAGUGCCCUUUAAUUUAUUGGACCAGAAACACAUAUCGCUUCAAGAGGAACAGCCAGAUGCUGUCUGCCCAGAGGAUGGCCCAGGCUCACCCAGGAGCCUUCAGGAAUAUUUAUACAAGGCCAAGGCUCUACUGCCUGGACGACGGGCAGAGGACAGUGGGAGCGACUCCCAUGCCCCUGCGGCUCGUCCUUUGGCGGCAGCAUGUUGGGACCAGCCGUGCCCAGGCCCAGACGCUUGUGUUGUGGACCAGCGGCUGCAGCCUUCUCAGCCCCUCCCCCACAAGACGUACAGCCCCUCCCCCAAACACCGUGCAAUACUCUGACCCGGGCUCUCCCUCCCGCCUGCUCCCUCCCCUGUCCCCUUGUCUGAUGCUAGAUUAGCCUCCCCCUGGGCAGGAGGAGGGAGGAGGGAACACGGAUGCUCUCUGUGGACCUUCCUCCUGACCCAGGCCUAACUGGCAUGCUGCAGGGAUCAGAGCCAGACACCAAGAGCCACGGGUCCCACCUCAGAAGGGUGCUCAGGCGCAUCUGGGCUCCUGAGUGUCCUCUCUGCGGCUGCACCUUCUGCCUGCCUCAUGCCCCUUCCUCCUGGCCUGCUGAAGACAGCCAGCCGCCCACACUGCCCUCCCACUUGCGGUCUUUCCUCUUGAGAGCAUUUUGGGUAGAGCCCUUGCUUCCCAGCUACUCAAAGGGUCAGGGGUUCCCACCCCUCCUUCCCAGGCUGAGCAGUCAGCACCUCUGCUGGAUCCUGGUCUCCCUGGGGCUGCUCCCUCCUGUUUCCUGGGGAGGGUCUGGUCUCCGCAUUUCAGACCAGCUUCCAGCUUCCAGAGGAGCACAGUCCUUCGGGAGGGAGGAGGGAGGGAUGGGGCAUGUGGCGGGGAGCCAGGAGAUGGGGGACUCCUCUCUCUGGCCCCGUAUCUGAACAGGGCCUGGUGUCCUGCCUCGUCUGGCCCCAAGGCCCAUCUCUUCUGUGCCUUAGUCACAUAUGAAAGCUCCCCCUCACUAGGCCCUCAGCCUGUCCCAGACACUCCCUGGGGGCCCCCUGUUAAGCUGCUGGCGCUCAGAGGAUCCUGCAGUGCUGGGCCAAGUGCCCUUGGACAGGCCUCAGGGGUGGCCAGGACCACCAGUCCCCUCCCCCUCCCCCACCUCCAUGCCCAUAUCAUGGAGCCUCCUGGGGCCAGAGCCCCCAGGCAGGCCGGGCUUACACUGGCCACUGUCUUCGGAAGAGCCUUGUGAUGGGACACAAUGCACGUUCGUACAGGCAGAGUGUUCUGUCACUUGAAACCCAGAGAGCACAUGGGUUUGGGCUGCAACAGCCUGGAGGAGGGGGCAGAGUGGGGGAGGAGGGCCCUGUCCUGUGGGAGCAGAACUUUGCUGUGGCAUCUCUCCUUCUGGCCGCUCUUGGACUGAACUGUACCAAGGUCGGGAGGGGGGUUCCAUCACAGUAGUCUUCCCCGGCCUCCUUCAGUGACCAAGCCAGCCCUGCAGGUGGGGGCGCACAGAGGCCUGCAUGUCUGGUACCGGAGGCCAGCUCUCGGGCCCCUGGUGGGCCUGGCCAGUGGUGGCAGGCUAUGCAGGAGGCAGCAGGUCGGUGCAGGCCGUCCCAGGAGGACCUCUGUCCGCCCCCACCAUCUGCUCUCAUGAAUCUGUUUCUCUGAUUCUCCUUCCAGGCCAAAGUGUGCUGCUGACUCCCUGCCCCAUUGGUCUUUGCCUACCCUGCUACCUGCCCGCUGGCAUGGUGGAUGCGGGGCUCCGUGGCAGGGAGCUAGCAGCCCCUGGGGGGAUGGGGGCGGGGAACGUGUGCCCAACCACUCCACCCCUCCUUCCUAGGAUGUGUAAUCUGCCUUGUCUUUUUAUUUUUUAUUUUUUUGUUAAUUUUUUUCCCCAAUAGAGUAGCUCUUUGUACAUAAAAAAUACUUGAAAAAUUAAUUGUAUGAUGUAUGAGAAGACAGAGUCCCCUAGUUUUGUAUCUCGUGUAUGACUGCCAUGAGUACCACCAGAAAGCCGCUCUAUUUUGGUCUCUGUGACAUUUUAAAUGCGUGACAGAAGUGAGCAAAUACAGUGAGAAAGAAAUAUAUAUAUGAGAUAAUAUAGAUUGUAUUGAAAUCUC